Camelina sativa (false flax) is the source of this 217-nucleotide messenger RNA. NCBI's taxonomy places the organism in Eukaryota, Viridiplantae, Streptophyta, Magnoliopsida, Brassicales, Brassicaceae. The record is from RefSeq and is a predicted model, not a curated record.
UUUUUUGACGUUCAUGGGCGUGUCAACGUCGUCGUCACUUCCGGAAGUGAGUGGUCUUGCUUGCCGUGUUAUGAAGUCCCUGGUUCUUGGUUACGAGAGAUUGGCUCUCAUCGUGUUAGGAGGUGGUUGAUGUUAUUCUUGAGUUGGCCGUGGGCAUCCUUGUUUCCGGGGAAAUCUUGUUUUCCUCCGGCCUUUGUCUCCGGGGACAUUCUUGUAG